This is a messenger RNA of Closterium sp. Naga37s-1, 639 nucleotides long. The record is from the annotation of a GenBank genome assembly. Lineage: Eukaryota; Viridiplantae; Streptophyta; Zygnematophyceae; Desmidiales; Closteriaceae.
AUGGAGGAGCACUCGGGGAUCCGACUGAGCCUUCUUCCCACAUCCUCUUCCUCUCCCUUGCUCACCUUCCCAACCCCCCUGCGCUGCUCCAGCUCCGCUCUGAUUGGAGGAAGGAGCCAGCUGGCAGGGGCGUGGGCGACUAUUGCUGUCAUAUCCGGAUGUUCAUCUGUUAAAGCCACUGCCACUGCCAAACCCUCCGCUGCUGCUAAGCCCACUGCCGCCACCAAACCCUCUGCCACCGUUAAAGCCACUGCUACCACCACCAAACCCUCCUCCUCCUCGCGUCCGUUCAUGUCUUGGAAGCUCUCCUGUCUCUCUGGUCCUCUGGCGGGAGGCAGAGGAGGAAGCGGAGGGGGAGGAGGGGGGGGAGGAGGGAAAGGAGGAGGAGGCGGGCAAGGAGGAGUGGAAGAGGUGACUCUGUUCUUGUUCGGGGCGGCGUUUGAUGUGUACUGCAAGCAAGAGAUGGGGACGGUGGUGGCGGUUCUAGGAGCCGAAGCCAACCCGCCAAAAGGGGUGAGUCAAGGGGUGAAGGGACCUACAGAGGGUGUUGUUGGUUGGGAGGGGUGGAGGAGGGGACUUUGCUUCUGUUCGGGGCAGCGUUUGAUGUGUACUGCAAGCAGGAGAUGGGGACGGUGGUAG